Molecule: messenger RNA, 4126 nt
Organism: Oncorhynchus masou masou (cherry salmon)
Lineage: Eukaryota; Metazoa; Chordata; Actinopteri; Salmoniformes; Salmonidae
Gene: jag2b
Product: jagged canonical Notch ligand 2b
Exons: 26
Coding region: 218-3994 (1258 amino acids)
Biological process (GO): cell communication; heterophilic cell-cell adhesion; multicellular organism development
Cellular component (GO): plasma membrane; protein-containing complex
Molecular function (GO): Notch binding; calcium ion binding
Source: RefSeq, a predicted model, not a curated record
UUGACGGAGGUUCUUGUGGCUGGACCAUCACAACGCUGCGUCGGCUGCUUGCUACACACGCAUGUAGGCUAAUAUUUCGGUGAAUUUUGGAAAUAUACGGAGGAAAAAAGCACGCUGUGAAUUUUGCAUGUCAGGAGCGGAGAACUGUGUCGCCGGUCAACGGCUCUUUUCUGUUUUGGAUCGUUUUUUCCCUAUGACAUACUAAUUAUUCGCAGGCAUGUGGAAUUGUACAAGGAUUACGAAUUGCCUCUCAAUACUGUGCCUCCUAUUGACGAUAUGGACGGAGGUGUCCAAGUGCUCUGGCUAUUUUGAGCUGCAACUGAUUACCGUUCAGAAUGUGAACGGUGAGUUGUCGGACGGGGAAUGCUGCGACGGCACAAGGAACUCACAGGAUCUGCGCUGUAGUCGGGACGAGUGUGAUACUUACUUAAAAAUUUGCUUAAAGGAGUACCAAACCGAGGUCACAACCACUGGCUCUUGCACCUACGGAGUUGGAUCUACACACGUUCUUGGUGGAAAUAUUUUUUCUUUUAAGAAUACGAAGAAUAACCAAAACAAAAUCAACGAUGCUGGCAAGGUUCUCAUCUCUUUUCAGUACGCAUGGCCGCGGGCGUACUCCCUCAUCGUGGAGGCCUGGGACUGGGACAACUCCACCCGCAACAAUGACGAGGAGCUGCUGAUUGAGCGGAGCAUCCACACAGGCAUGAUCAACCCUGGCGACCACUGGCAGACCAUCCAGCACGAUGGGCCCGUGGCGCGCCUCGAGUACCGCAUCCGUCUCAAGUGUGAUGAGAACUACUACGGCAGCAAGUGCAACAAGCAGUGCCGGCCACGUGACGACUACUUCGGCCACUACCGCUGCGAGCAGUCCGGCAACCGCGUGUGCCUGGAGGGCUGGAUGGGCGAAGACUGCCAGACGGCGAUCUGCAAGCAAGGCUGCAACCUGUUACAUGGAGACUGCUCAGUCCCGGGGGAAUGCAAGUGCAACUAUGGCUGGCAGGGCCAGUUCUGUGACGAGUGUGUCCCCUACCCAGGCUGUGUUCACGGGACCUGUGUCAUACCCUGGCAAUGUAGCUGUGAGCGCAACUGGGGAGGCCUGCUGUGUGAUAAAGAUCUGAAUUACUGUGGCAGACACCAGCCGUGCGUGAACGGCGGCACCUGCAUGAACACUGAGCCGGAUGAGUAUCGUUGUGCCUGUCCCGACGGCUACUCUGGCAAGACCUGCGAGAUAGCUGAGCACGCCUGUGUGUCCGACCCGUGUGCCAACAGCGGCACGUGCCACGAGGUCCCUUCUGGUUUCGAGUGCCACUGCCCUCCGGGGUGGGAGGGGCCCACCUGCGCCAACGACAUGGACGAAUGUGCGUCCAGUCCUUGUGCCCAGGGCGGGACAUGCAUCGAUCUGGAGAACGGCUUUGAGUGUGUGUGCCCCGCACAAUGGGGUGGGAAGACCUGCCAGAUCGAUGCGAAUGAGUGUGUGGGGAAACCGUGUGUAAACGCUUACUCUUGCAAAAACUUAAUUGGCGGAUAUCACUGCGACUGCUUUCAAGGAUGGUCUGGACAAAACUGUGACAUCAAUGUCAAGGGCUGCCACGGCCAAUGUCAGAAUGGAGCGACGUGUAAGGAAGGGUCCAGGGGGUACCUCUGUCAGUGCCCGUCAGGCUUUGUGGGCACGCACUGCGAGAUCCAGCGGAACAGGUGUGCCAGUGGGCCCUGCCAGAACGGUGGGCGCUGCCACAGAGUUUUGGACGGCUUUGUGUGCGAGUGCCCGACCAAGUUCUCCGGGGAACUGUGUGAGGUCCCAGGUUGGUCUCCUUCAGACCCGUGUGAGCCAACCCCCUGUGAGAACGAGGCUCCGUGCCACGCCCUAACGGGUGACUUUUACUGCGCCUGUCCCGAUGGCUACGAUGGCAAGACCUGUGCCCACCUCAGGGACCACUGCAGGACCACCCCCUGCCAAGUAAUUGACAGCUGCACCAUUGUCGUGGCGACCAAUGACUCCACGGGCAAGGGUGGCUUUCGUCACAUCUCGUCCAACGUGUGUGGCCCCCGGGGACGCUGUAUCAGCCAGCCCCGCGGCAACUUCACCUGCUCCUGUGACUCCGGCUUCAGCGGCACCUAUUGCCAUGAAAACGUUAACGACUGUGUGAGUAGCCCGUGUCGGAACGGAGGCACCUGCAUCGAUGGGGUCAACUCCUUCCAGUGCUUUUGUCCUGAUGGGUGGGAGGGCCGGCUCUGUGACCUUAAUGUGAACGAGUGCAACCGUAACCCGUGUAAGAAUGGUGGCUUCUGUGUGGAUCUGGUCAACGACUUCUACUGCGAGUGUACCAACAACUGGAAGGGCAAGACCUGCCACUCCCGUGAGAGUCAGUGUGACGCCAACACCUGCAGUAACGGGGGCACAUGCUAUGACCACGGGGACGCUUUCCGCUGUGCCUGCCCCCCUGGGAGGGGCGGCAGUACCUGUAACACAGCCAAGACCAGCAUGUGUGUGUCCAGCCCCUGCUCCAACGGAGGCACCUGUGUGGGAGGUGGCGACUCCUUCACCUGCAUCUGCAAAGAGGGCUGGGAGGGACCCACCUGCUCCCAAAACACCAACGACUGUAACCCUCACCCCUGCUACAACGGUGGUAUCUGUGUGGACGGUGUCAACUGGUUUCGAUGCGAGUGUGCCCCCGGGUUCGCCGGACCGGACUGUCGAAUCAAUAUAGAUGAGUGCCAGUCGUCUCCCUGCGCGUACGGUGCCACCUGCGUGGAUGAGAUCAACGGCUUCCGCUGCGUCUGCCCACUGGGGCGAACUGGCCCCCAGUGCCAAGAGUUUAUCGGUAUCGGGAAGAGCUGCCACUAUGCCGGCCUGCAGUUCCUUCAUGGCAGUCGCUGGGAAGAGGAGUGCAACAACUGCCACUGUGUCGAUGGCAAAGUGGAGUGUACCAAGGUCCUCUGCGGACGGCGGCUGUGCCUUCUCCCAGGGUCACCAAAGUCAACGGGUGAGGAAUGUGCCCAGGCGGGCCCAGGUGGGCGCGAGUGCCAGGAGCACAGCUACCUCGCCUGCUUCUCGCCCCCCUGCCAUCGUUGGGGGGUGUGCUCGUCCUCCUCCGGCAGUGGUGAGCCCGCACCCCAUGACCACACCAAGUGCCAGCCCAACAGUGGACACCUGGACAACAGCUGUGCGCGCAUCACGCUCAUCUUCAACCGGGCCCAAGUGCCAGUGGGCACGACGGUGGAGAACAUCUGUUCAGAGCUGAGAUACCUGCCUGCCACCCGAUCCCUGGCCAAAGACCACGCCCUCCUUGUGCUCUGUGACCUCUCCUACACCAAUCAGGAUGCUGUAGAAGUUGCCAUAUCGUUCCAGCCGGAUGAGCAGCCUGACCACAGUCUGAUCCAAGAGGCGGCCAGCACCAUUGUGGGCACGUUGUCUAAGCGUCACAACAGCACAGUCAUGCUGGCUGUCAUUGAGGUCAAAGUGGAAACGCAGGUCAUGCCCCCCACAGUGGACUACCUUGUGCCCAUUCUGUGUGUGGUCUUCUGUGUACUCUGGCUCUUCUGCAUCAUUGUGUGCGUGUGGUGGACACGCAAGCGGAGAAAAGAGCGCGAGAGGAGGGUGCGCAGCCCCAUCGACGAGAGCGUCAACAACCAGUGGGAGCCCCUGCGGCCCGUUGGAGGACGUCAACAACAACCACAGCUCAAAGACAACAAUGAGGCCCAACAGGAGCGCAAAAGGCUCAUGGGCUCCCCCUACAGGAUGCGUGAUGGAGGGGAGGAAGAGGAGGAGGAGACAGAGGGAGAGAUGGAGUUUGAGGAGGAGGACGUAGAAGCGGAAGCAGGCAAGGGGCCCGUUUGUAAGUACUCUAAAACCGGCGUGCAGUCCAAAGGGGAUGUGAUCUGCACUUUGCGGAGUUUGCCAUUAAAAACACCCAUCCGGACCACCACCAAAGACAACUGGAAAAAUGUCAACGCCUCCCUGGCUGGCCAAGACGUCAAAGACCAUUUUGUAUGAACAAACAGGACUCUGAAACGGACUCACUCCACAGCCCCGACCGAGGAAAGAUGGGGAGGAUCCUAUAUAUUGUACUAUUAAAAGAGCGGCUUUUCAGUUAUUUUGCUGUCGUCUGUAAUGAUUUGUUUUUGG